AUGCGGAUUAGCAAAACUGCCUUUUUCUUUCUUUUCUUGCUCAGCUCAGUGAAAGGAGGCAUACUCGAUGACUAUUUGAGAACAGAUGGUGUUUGGAUACUUACUCGAAAUAAACAGCAUUACAAGGCAAAUAAUGAAGAAGAAUGUGCAGGGAGAUGUGAAGCAGAAAGAAAUUUUAAUUGCAGGGCCUUCCUAUUCACCAGGAAAAAGCUGCAAUGUUUAACACUGGCUGAAAAUACCAAAAUGACAGUGGUGUUCAACAGUUCGGAUGCAGUUCUUUAUGAGAAGCAAAUUUACUUUCUACAAUGUAAAAGAGGGAUUGGGAAGGACUACAGAGGAACAGAAGCCAAAACUCGGAGGGGUAUUCCAUGCCAGAACUGGGCGGAAAAAGCACCCCACAACCCAAAGUAUACACCCGAAAAACACCCCAAUGCAGAGUUGGAUGAAAACUACUGCAGAAAUCCUGAUGGAGAUGAAAAUGGACCCUGGUGUUACACAACAGAUCCUGCUACCAGAUUUGAUUACUGUCACAUCCCAGAGUGUGAGGGCCAGGUCACGCACACUGGAGAAGCUGGUGAGAACCUUGCUUUGUUUUCAUCCUGCCUAGGCCCUACAACGGAAUGCAUGCAGUGUAAUGGUGAAGACUACCGUGGAGAAGUUUCUAGAACAGAGUCUGGGCUUGAGUGCCAGCGCUGGGAUGCCCAAGAGCCUCAUAUCCAUGGAUUUACCCUGAAGCACUUUCCUGAGAAGGAUCUGAAGAUGAAUUAUUGCCGUAAUCCUGAUGGCGAACUUCGACCCUGGUGUUUCACUACCAGCCCUACUAAACGCUGGGAAUAUUGCAACAUUCCUCGUUGCUCUACGCACCCAUCAGUUUCUGGCUUGGACUCCCAGUGUCUUUCAGGGAAGGGAGAAGACUAUCGAGGCAGGAUAGCCAUCACUGAAUCAGGAAAUGCCUGCCAACAUUGGAGCACACAGUUUCCUCACAAACAUGGCUGGAUUCCUGACAGAUAUCCCUGCAAGGGCUUAGAGGAAAACUACUGCAGAAAUCCUGAUGGAGAGAAGAGGCCCUGGUGCUACACCCUGAACAGCAGCAUUCGGUGGGAAUAUUGUGAAAUUCCCCAGUGUGAGGGGACGGAACAAGAGAUUACUGAUGUACCGAUGCUCGUUCCCCUGCUGGAGGAAUGCUACCGAGGCAAAGGCCAGAGUUAUCGUGGCACAGCUUCCAUCACUGCAUCAGGAAAAAUAUGCCAGGCUUGGAACUCCAUGUUCCCACAUAGGCAUGAAAAAACCCCGGACAGAUUCCCAAAUGCGGAUUUGAGGGGCAACUAUUGUAGAAAUCCAGAUGGUGACAGGAGCCCAUGGUGUUUCACCACUGACCCCAAUGUGAGAUGGGAGUAUUGCAAUCUCAAGAGGUGUGAUGAUCAUAUACAAGAGCUGGCACCAAAUGACCCCCCUGAAACAGCAGCACAAAAUGUUGGCCUGAUUACGCCCAUCACAUCUGACUGCAUUCACGGUAAUGGUAAGAACUAUCGUGGCACAGUAGCGAAAACUGGAGAGGGCAGGACUUGUCAAGAGUGGGCUUCUCAGAAACCUCAUAGCCAUAAAUAUUUCACUCCGGUGACUCAUCCAAGAGCAGGCCUGGAUAAAAAUUAUUGCAGGAAUCCUGAUGGAGAUGAAAAUGGUGUUUGGUGCUUCACAACAGACCCAGAAAAAAAAUGGGAAUACUGUGAAAUUCCACGCUGCUCUUUUGAGCAUGAUUGUGGAAAAGUCCCAAUGAGACAUGAGCGAAUCUGUGAGCGAUAUAACAUGUGUGACUCAUCUCCGGGGUCUUGGCCUUGGCACAUCAGUCUCAGGAUGAGUACCAAUGUGCACCAUUGCGCUGGCGCUCUGAUACAUCCACAGUGGGUCCUUACUGCAGCUCAGUGCUUGCAAGAGUCAGAAGAACCUACUUCCUAUAGGGUGUUUCUUGGGAUACAGAAUCUCAAUGCAAUAGAGUCAUCCCUGCAAAUCCGAAGUGUUCAGAAAAUAUUAAAGGAACCAACUGGAGCAGACAUUGCUUUGCUUAAGUUGAACAGUCCUGUAACAAUUACUGACCAUGUAAAACCAGUUUGUUUGCCUGAAACUGAUCUGACGGUAGAAAGAAGUGCAAUGUGUUUUCUAACUGCCUGGGGAAAAGCAAGAGGUACCGAUGCAGACAACAGAUUAAAAGAGGUUGAAUUACCUGUGCUUGAAAACAGAAUAUGUAAUCGACCUGAAUUUCUGAAUGGAAGUGUCAAAAAUCACGAAUUUUGUGGUGGAUUUACUUUUGGAAGCAUAGCCAACUGUGAGGCUGAAGUUGGAGGACCUCUGGUCUGCCAAGAUAAGGACAGAUUUGUCCAAUAUGGAGUCACCUCUUGGGGACUGGACUGUACCCAGCCAUCAAAGCCCGUUUUUGUCAGAAUUCCUAGUUUUGCUUCUUGGAUCAAGAAUGUAAUAGUUGCCCACUGA
This is a messenger RNA of Apaloderma vittatum (bar-tailed trogon), 2487 nucleotides long. RefSeq names its product plasminogen-like. The coding region runs from base 1 to 2487 and encodes 828 amino acids. The transcript has 19 exons. Gene Ontology annotation, biological process: proteolysis. The record is from RefSeq and is a predicted model, not a curated record. Gene Ontology annotation, molecular function: serine-type endopeptidase activity; signaling receptor binding. Lineage: Eukaryota; Metazoa; Chordata; Aves; Trogoniformes; Trogonidae. Gene Ontology annotation, cellular component: extrinsic component of plasma membrane.